AUAUAAAUACAAAUAAAGCCUUAAGUUAAAAUAAAAGCAAUAAAUUUAAAUAAAAAUAAAAAGUGCUUUAAAAUAUAUAUACAUAGAAAAGUGAAUAUUAGCAAGAAGUUUAGGAAUAUUUGUGUGUUUUUUUAAGAAAAAAAAAAACUUAAAACAAACUUAAGCCUAACUGAGAACAAAAAUGGGCAAGAAAAAUUCAAAAUUGAAGCAAGAUACCAUUGAUCGUUUGACAACGGAUACAUACUUUACCGAAAAAGAAAUAAGACAAUGGCACAAAGGUUUUCUAAAAGACUGUCCGAAUGGUUUACUCACAGAACAAGGUUUUAUAAAAAUCUACAAACAGUUCUUUCCACAAGGAGAUCCUAGUAAAUUUGCCUCAUUAGUAUUUCGAGUAUUUGAUGAAAAUAAUGAUGGAGCGAUAGAAUUUGAGGAGUUCAUACGCGCAUUAUCGAUUACAUCAAGAGGAAAUUUAGAUGAAAAACUACAAUGGGCAUUUCGUCUGUAUGAUGUGGAUAAUGAUGGUUAUAUAACGAGAGAAGAAAUGUAUAAUAUAGUAGAUGCUAUUUAUCAAAUGGUGGGUCAACAACCACAAACAGAUGAUGAAAAUACACCCCAGAAACGAGUGGAUAAAAUAUUCGAUCAAAUGGAUAAAAAUCAUGAUGAUCGUUUGACAUUAGAAGAAUUUCGUGAGGGUAGUAAAGCUGAUCCACGUAUAGUACAGGCGUUAAGUUUAGGUGGUGAUUAACCAAAAGAGUCAUAGUUUAAUUCAAAGGUUAAUUAAACUUAAUAGAAAACAUAAAACCGUAAUAAAAAUAACAACAAAUAACUGAAUAUAUUAAACCACAAACAAGCAAAACAAUAAAAAGCCAAAAAAGAAAAUUAGUAAAGAACACAUACCAACAACAAAUCUAACAUUAUACAUAUUAUACAUUAUACAUAUACACACACAACUAGUUGAAAUACAUACACACAUACACAGAUACUAGUUUAUACUUUAAAAACAUCAACGUAGAGAAGAGAUACAGAUUAAAAAAUUGCCGUGUUUUAUAUAAAUAA
This is a messenger RNA of Lucilia cuprina (Australian sheep blowfly), 1056 nucleotides long. RefSeq names its product frequenin-1-like. The record is from RefSeq and is a predicted model, not a curated record. NCBI's taxonomy places the organism in Eukaryota, Metazoa, Arthropoda, Insecta, Diptera, Calliphoridae. Bases 182 to 745 code for a protein of 187 amino acids. The transcript has 7 exons. Gene Ontology annotation, molecular function: calcium sensitive guanylate cyclase activator activity; calcium ion binding.